CCCACAUGGAAGCUUGACUGGAGCAUGCUAUGGUGGCCUUUGCACGUUACUUGGCUCUCACGAGCCCUGGCCCUGACUCCGGGCAUCAGCCCGGCUGAAGAGACGCGCUACAAGGGCACCCACUUUGUAUGCGUGGAAGGGUCGGCCACGCUGCCAGCCUCCGCGGUCAACGAUGACUUCUGCGACUGCGAAGAUGGCAGCGACGAGCCUGGCACGGCGGCAUGCGCUGGAGCCACCGACCGGUGGUUUUACUGCCCCAAUAGCGGGGGCACUGCGCGGUACAUCUAUAUCUCGCGCGUGGGGGAUGGCAUUUGUGACUGUUGCGAUGGUUCGGAUGAGUGGCUGCGGCCGGACAGCGGCUGCCGGGAUGUGUGCAAAGAGCAGGGCCGCGCUCGGAAGGUGCGUUUGGAACAAAGACGCGCUGAAAUGCAAAAAGGCAUUUUGAUGAGGGAAGCGGCGCUGGAAUCGAUGAGGGCCGAGGUUGAGGAGUGGCGGAAGACGGUGGCAGAACUGGACGCGAAUGCAGCGCCGCUGUCUAAAGAGAUGCUGGAAUUGGAGGAGGUUCAGCGCCAGAAGCGGGCUGCGGUGAUCAAGGAGGCCGAGCAGCUGGGCAGGGAAGCCGACUUGGUCGGUCAGGGCGCGGAGAAGAAAGUCUCCGAGUAUGCCAAGUGGAUGGAAGGGGGAGGAAGCGGGAACACAGCGGAGCAGGCAGAGCAGGUGUGCAGUGGUUCCGUGUGCAUCCAGCGCACUGCUGUGUCACGGAAAGAGUUGAGGCAGAUCAAGGUGACUAGUGGCGCACUGGUUGACUUCAUGGAAUUUGUGUAUGCCACAGGGAGCCUCGUAGUGGGCGAGGGCAAGGGCGACCAGCAGGAGCCCUUUAAUUUGGAACCUGGAGAGGUGCUGCUGGAGCUUCGCGGCGGCCAAGGGGGCCUCCUGGACCGCGUGCAGUUCGUGACGAGCCGCGGCCGUGAGUCCAAAGCCUACGGCGGAGCUGGCGGCCAGAACUUUUCCUUCAAGGCGAGCGAGGGCAAGAUGAUUGUGGGCGUGACCAGAGCGGUGGGCUUGGCUGGGAAGCUCACCGGCAUCCAGGAGUGUCUCUUCCGACCUCUCACUGAUGCAGAGAAGGCGUUUGACGAGGCUUCCUCGAUUCUGGAGGAUGCUCGGCGGCAGCUUGCCGCGAAGCACAAGGAGACGGCGGAACUGAGAGAGAAGAUCGAGGCGGCAGCAGGCGCCCACGCGGCAUAUCGGGCACUCAACAAAUGCGGCGAGACGCAAAUCGGUGAGUACAGCUACAAGAUUUGCCCCUUUGGCGAAGCCACGCAAGGACAUGUGCGGCUGGGGAAAUGGAAAGGAUGGGCAAGCGAUGCUUCGCAUACCGCUUUGUUUGAGGGUGGCGAGCGGUGCUUCUCUGGCAUCGUCCGCACGCUUCGCGUUCAGUUUGAAUGUGGGGAGGGCUACGUCAUUGAAUCGGUGAGAGAGCCCAGCCAAUGCGUCUACGAAGCGACCAUGACCCACCCUGCUGCGUGCGAUGCCCAAGUUCUGACGCAGGGUGACAGGGUCCUGACACCGCACGAAGCUCACCUGGAGUUGUAGCAGUUGGAAACGUUGUAGCAGGUUGCGGCUAGCCAACGCAGCCAGGAAAGCUGGUUGGGCCACGGCCCAGGCAACGCCAUGCCCCAAAGUUGGGUUGAGUUUCACCGACUCUAGAGG
This is a messenger RNA of Effrenium voratum, 1710 nucleotides long. Lineage: Eukaryota; Dinophyceae; Suessiales; Symbiodiniaceae. The record is from the annotation of a GenBank genome assembly.